Messenger RNA from Eimeria tenella, 1185 nucleotides. RefSeq lists its product as uncharacterized. The transcript has 2 exons. Bases 1 to 1185 code for a protein of 394 amino acids. The record is from RefSeq and is a predicted model, not a curated record. Lineage: Eukaryota; Apicomplexa; Conoidasida; Eucoccidiorida; Eimeriidae.
AUGGUACGUUACAGAAGGCAGAGCGGCCAGCAGACGGGGUGUGCAGAUUCCACAGACUCGACCCCUCCGUCUCGUCCCAGACACCACAACCGCAUCUCCACAAAGAACAAAAGCCACACAUACAAGCACAUAGCUCACAGCAGUCAACAGUUGCGGCAUGCGAGGGACACUGACGAAAGUCAGAGAAGGGGAGACAAUACAUGUGUAAUAGCAGUUGAUGUUGCCUACGCUGACGUAGCCGCCGGUGUUAGCGCUGUUACUUCUGAGGAACUAGACCUACUGACACAAGUUGCUGCACUAAAGAAACGGUUGCAGUGCAGAAGGAGAAGCACGAUCUCGCCGCUUCAGCAGCAGCAUCUGCAUCAGAGGCCGCAGCGCCCUAGCGGGCAUGAACCGCCGAUAUACCCGGAACACCAGCCAAAGCUUCCGCAGCAAGUAUCUCACCAGCUGCCGCUCUCUCCCGGGCAGCUCUCGUGGGAUCGUGUUUCCGGUUCACCCGAAAAAGAACGGGUAGCAAGAACAGUAGGAAGGCCGGGGUGCCGGUGCAGCCGCAGCAGCUGUAGAGAACCAGCGCCAGCCACCACCGCUACACACUCAGCCCCGAGCCCCCUCCACGUGGCAAGUGUCUUGAUGACGGCACCUCCUGGAAACUCCACCAAGCAGCAGGGACGGGAGCAGCAUCUGUUCCGGCGGCGGCCCGGAGAUGCGUCUGCCCAGUUACAUAUGCAGGAACUCCACGGGAAGCGUUUACAGCCUUUUAAGAUGGCACAUCCGCAAGCGGCUAUACCGCAGCACACCGCAGCACGCCCUGCUGAAGGAGGGCACCGGAACAGAGUUGUAGCUGUCAGACAUGAUGCUUCCUUUGCUGUUCCUUUAGUUCUGCGGGAGUGGAACAGGCUCCUGCCAGCAGAAAAUGAUCAGAGCUGCAGCACCAGAGACUUCACUGGCAAAACUUCGGAUAUAGAAACACAUCCAAAAGUGGCAUUUGCAGCAGCAGCACGAACCGCAAGAACACAAUCAGCACUUGCAGCAACAACAGCAGCAGUCCGCGCUACCUGGAACUUCAUCAAUCCUAUGGAAAGUGUUGCUCAGGGUCGACAGGGACGAACUGGUUGCUACUGCUUUGUUGUCAUGGCCGUUUUUGUCCCUGCUGCUGGGUUUUGCAGCGACAUGUACUGUGGAUGA